ACGCUUCACACUCCCGGAAGUGCGUUGCUUAAAUAAAAAUGGCGGACCACAGAUUUAGCAGAGGUUUCAAAUCGCCAGUGUUGUGGCUUUUUUCUGUGCAAUCUUUAAUCAAAUUGUGUUUGUCUAUUCUCGCGUUGAGCGCUGUAGUCGUCGAAUGUCAAAUUGAAGAUACAUUCCGAGCAGGAAAUAGCGUUUUUUCACCGGCUGUUGCAGCAGCACGGGAUCUACGGUACCUGCUUUACGACAUCAACCCCCCAGAGGGUUUCAACCUUCGUCGGGACGUGUACAUUCGCAUGGCAUCCCUGGUGAAGACCCUGAGGAGACACAGUGACUGGGUGCUGGUGCUGCCCCCCUGGGGACGUCUUUACCACUGGCAGAGCCCAGACAUCCACCAGAUCAGGAUCCCCUGGGGAGAGUUCUUCAGCCUCACCAGCCUGCAGGGCAACGUGCCUGUCAUAGAGUACGAGGAGUUUAUAGCUGAGUCUGGAGGCCCAUUUAUUGAACAGGUCCUGGUGCUACAGAACUACGCUGAAGGGUGGACUGACGGGAAAUGGGAGGAGAAAGUGGACCAGCGACCCUGCGUUGAACGGUUAUUGUACUCCAAAGACAAACAGGGUUAUUACAGAGGAUGGUUUUGGGGCUAUGAGGAAACCAGGGGUGUGAACGUCACUUGUCUGUCAGCUCAGGGCCACGCCUCCAUCCUGGCACCACUCCUGCAGAACAACAUCACAUCAACUUCUGUGAUGUUGGACAAAGCAGAGACUGUCCUCCAUGAUCACUACGCAGGAAAGGACUACUGGGAUACUCGCCGCAGUAUGGUCUUUUCCAAACACCUGCGUCUCCUAGGGGACGAGUUCCGUGCAAAGUACCUGAACUCCACAGACGAGCAGGACCAGACCGUAUACAACGAGGACUGGACUCGCAUUAAGAAUAAGCUGGGUUCUGCCAGAGGGGGGCCGUACCUGGGUGUCCACCUGAGAAGGAAGGAUUUUAUCUGGGGUCACAGAGAGGAUGUGCCCAGCCUCAAAGGAGCUGUCAAGAAGAUCAGGGACCUCAUGAAGAAAAACAAACUAGACAGAGUCUUUGUUGCCACUGACGCAGAUGAGGAAGAGCUGGAGGAGCUGAAGAAGAUAUUACCAGAGAUUACACGCUUUGAACCCACCUGGGAGGACCUGGAACUACUCAAGGACGGGGGCGUGGCUAUCGUCGACCAAUGGAUCUGCGCACAUGCCAGGUAUUUUAUCGGAACAUCUGUGUCGACCUUCUCUUUCCGGAUCCACGAGGAGAGAGAGAUUCUGGGAUUCGACCCCAAAACUACCUACAACCGCUUCUGUGGGGACAGCGAGAAGGAGUGUGAACAGCCCACACACUGGAAAAUAGUUUACUGAUGCAAUGACGUGGCACCGCUCUCAACAGCUCUCAAAGAACAUGCCAAUUGCAGUGUUAAAGUGGAGCUUUGUUAUUUGUAUAUAUACAUUUGAAGACGGACGUUUACAUACACUUAGGUUGGAGUCAUUAAAACUCGUUUUUCAACCACUCCACAAAUGUCUUGUUAACAAACUGUAGUUCUGGCAAGUCGGUUAGGACAUCUACUUUGUGCAUGACACAACAAAUUUUUCCAACAAUUGUUUACAGACAGAUUAUUUCACUGUAUCACAAUUCCAGUGGGUCAGAAGUUUACAUACACUAAAUUG
Oncorhynchus mykiss (rainbow trout) is the source of this 1694-nucleotide messenger RNA. RefSeq names its product protein O-fucosyltransferase 2 (gene pofut2). Gene Ontology annotation, biological process: protein O-linked glycosylation via fucose. The record is from RefSeq and is a predicted model, not a curated record. NCBI's taxonomy places the organism in Eukaryota, Metazoa, Chordata, Actinopteri, Salmoniformes, Salmonidae. Gene Ontology annotation, molecular function: peptide-O-fucosyltransferase activity.